UUUGUAUAACCUGACGUGUGGACUGUGGGAUGAGAUCAUGUAAUCAUACAAGCACUCUCACACUACCUAUAGAAAGCGAGAUUAGUGUCCUAAUUCCCGGAGGAUAAAGUUAUAUACAUUCACCUAAUUUUUUAUUAUAUGAUAUGCACAUAAAGAAGAAGAAGAAGAAGAAAAAACUGUUUGUUUUAAAGAAGAAAGUCAUAAUUCCGCUUUAAUUCUGCAUGAAUUCAUGUGUGUUUUUAACUCUCACUCCAUGGCACAAUCUUUCAUAUUUGAAAGGCAGAGAGAGAGAGAGAGAGCAUAUGCAGCCGACAGUAAGGAACAUUUUUGGUAGAAACACAAAAACAUAUUUGCAAUAACACAAAAAAAGGUUUGCAACUUUAUUUGGGGGGAAGAGAGAUCUAAAUCUAAUGGGUGUUGUUACUGUUCCUGAGUCUAAGCAAAGUGUUGCUGCUAAAAGAGCGUUUCGUCCAAGUUCCAGCAUCAGACACACUCCUCAAUGGCCUGUCUCGGACGUUACGAGUGACUUAACCAUCGAAGUCGGCUCUGCCAGCUUUUCCCUUCACAAGUUUCCCCUCGUCUCUCGGAGUGGAAGAAUCCGGAAACUUGUUCUGGAAUCAAAAGACAAGAACCUUAACCUAGCCGUAGUUCCAGGCGGCUCAGAAUCGUUCGAGCUCGCUGCAAAGUUCUGCUACGGCGUUGGCGUCCAAUUCAACUCGUCCAACAUUGCGGCUUUGCGGUGCGUGGCUCAUUACCUUGAGAUGACAGAAGAGUUGUCGGAGAAGAACCUGGAGGCGAGAACAGAGGCCUACCUCAAAGACUCCAUCUUUAAUGACAUUUCGAAUUCGAUCACUGUUCUUCACUCCAGCGAGAGGCUACUGCCUGUAGCUGAAGAGAUCAACCUCGUCGGGAGGCUGGUCAACGCAAUCGCUGUAAACGCCUGCAAAGAACAGCUAGCCUCUGGUUUGCUCAAGCUUGAUCAGAAUUUCAGCUGCGGCGUGCCGGAGACUGAGAAACCUUGUGACUGGUGGGGGCGCUCUCUUCCCAUCCUCAAGCUCGAUUUCUUCCAGAGAGUUCUCUCCGCCAUGAAAUCCAAAGGUCUCAAUCACGACAUUAUCAGUGACAUCCUCAUGAGCUACGCUCGCAAGUCACUGCAAAUCAUCAGAGAACCGAGUCUCGUCAAAUCAGAUUCCGAUCUGCAGAGGAAACAGCGAAUCGUCCUUGAAGCGGUCGUGGGGCUCCUCCCAACGCAAGCGAACAAAAGCUCAAUUCCGAUAUCGUUCCUCUCUAGCUUGUUGAAGACCGCUAUAGGAUCUGGAACCUCCGUCUCUUGCAGAUCGGAUCUGGAGAGACGGAUCAGCCACCAGCUCGACCAGGCGAUCCUGGAAGACAUCCUUAUUCCGGCGAACAUGGGCGCCAUGUACGACACCGACUCGGUGCAGAGAAUCUUCUCCAUGUUCCUGAACCUUGACGAGUGCGACUACAGAGAUGAUGACGACGACGAGGACGCUGGAGAUGCGGUGGACGAGAGCGAGAUGGCGAUUUACGAUUUCGAGGGGGCUGAGUCUCCGAAACAGAGCUCCAUCUUCAAGGUGUCGAAGCUGAUGGAUAGUUAUCUCGCUGAGGUGGCUCUCGACUCGAGCCUCCCUCCCUCCAAAUUCAUAGCUCUCGCAGAGCUUCUCCCUGACCAUGCUCGCGUCCUCUGCGAUGGUCUCUACCGAGCCGUUGAUAUCUUCCUCAAGGUUCAUCCCCACAUGAAAGAUUCAGAACGUUACCGUCUCUGCAAGACAGUCAGCUGUAAGAAACUGUCGCAGGACGCAAGCAGCCAUGCGGCGCAAAAUGAGAGGCUUCCGGUUCAGAUUGCUGUUCAAGUCCUGUUCUACGAACAGACACGGCUCAAGAACGCCAUGACCAGCGGCGGUGGCACGAGCCAAAGCCAGUUCUUCUUGUUCACAAACCGCUCGGGAAGCGGGAUGGCAAGCGGAGCGAUCUCGCCGCGGGACAACUAUGCGUCAGUGAGAAGAGAGAACAGAGAGCUGAGACUGGAAGUGGCCAGGAUGAGGAUGAGGCUAACGGACCUCGAGAAGGAUCAUGUUUCGAUGAAGAAAGACUUCGUGAAGCCGCAGAGCAGGAGGAGGCGUUAUGGAAUGUUGAGGAAGCUCUCAAGAGGUCUGAACAAGUUGAACGCAAUCGUUUUGAGAUUUAGGAGCAGCCAAAGUACUCCCAAGAACGGUAAGCAUACGGAGGAGAAAACGAAUUCGGAAAGACGAUUCAUGUUUCAGAAGAGAAGAUGUCACUCUGUUUCUUGAGUUUCUUCUUCUUCGAGUCUUUCUAAUGCUUUUGUGCAUGUAAUCUUUUUAAAAAAGAAAAAAAAAAUGGAGAGUGAAUUUGGGUGUGUAGAUUUGUAAUUUACAGAUUCUAGGGUUGCAUUACCUUCCCAAGAUUGUAUAUAGCCGUAGUUGAUAAUAAGGAUCAAGUUUGAGAGU
Molecule: messenger RNA, 2486 nt
Organism: Arabidopsis lyrata subsp. lyrata
Lineage: Eukaryota; Viridiplantae; Streptophyta; Magnoliopsida; Brassicales; Brassicaceae
Product: BTB/POZ domain-containing protein SETH6
Exons: 4
Coding region: 411-2309 (632 amino acids)
Molecular function (GO): protein binding
Source: RefSeq, a predicted model, not a curated record